Cavia porcellus (domestic guinea pig) is the source of this 3407-nucleotide messenger RNA. RefSeq names its product steroid 5 alpha-reductase 1 (gene Srd5a1). Gene Ontology annotation, molecular function: oxidoreductase activity, acting on the CH-CH group of donors. Lineage: Eukaryota; Metazoa; Chordata; Mammalia; Rodentia; Caviidae. The record is from RefSeq and is a predicted model, not a curated record. Gene Ontology annotation, biological process: lipid metabolic process. The coding region runs from base 1 to 1056 and encodes 351 amino acids. The transcript is spliced from 5 exons.
AUGCACCGCUGCAGGCCGGGCGGGGUCCCGGCUCCUCCCUACGCAGAUGUGGGCGUGGUGGGGCGGGGCUCUGGCCGCCGGGUGCUCAGUGAUAGGCAGGUGGGCUCCGGCUCCGCAGGCGUGGGCGGGGCUGCCCUAGCGGGUCACUGUCGGUGCGCGCUGUCUCAGGCAUCCCAAGUGGGCGUGGGGCGCGGCAGCACGGUGAGCCGGCGGUCAGACCUCCCCCGCCGGCCGCCGCCUGUAAGUGCGCCGCCUGCGGGGCCUGGAGCGCGCUGCCCGGCCUCAGCGAUGGAGCCCGGGGAGCUGCGCAUGCUGGACGCGCUCGCCUACCUGAUGGGCUUCGCGGGCUGUGCGUUUUUCCUUCUGCUCCAGCGCCUCGCGUCGCCCUACGGUCGCUAUGCGUCCGAGUGGCCCGGCCCGCGGAUCCCCGCGCGCACCGCCUGGGUCCUGCAGGAGCUGCCCGCGCUGGCCUGGCCGCUGCUCGAGUGCGCCUGCGCCGCCGCCCCGCGCCUGGACCGGCUGCCCAACCGCGUGCUGUUGGCUAUGUUCGUCGUCCACUACGUGCACAGGGCCCUGAUUUUCCCCUUCCUGAUCCGAGGAGGGAAGCCAACACCGCUGUUCACCUGUGUGUCAGCCUUCCUGUUCUGUGUCUACAACGGCUACUUGCAGAGCAGGUACCUGAGCCGGUACGCCGUGUACACUGAGGACUGGGUGACCCAGCCCCGCUUUCUAGCUGGUUGUGCCUUGUGGUUAACGGGCAUGGUGGUAAACAUCCACUCGGAUCAUAUCUUGAGGAAUCUUCGGAAACCAGAGGAGACGGGGUACAAAAUACCGAGGGGAGGCUUGUUUGACUAUGUCACUGCAGCUAAUUAUCUUGGGGAGAUCGUGGAGUGGUGUGGCUUCGCACUGGCCAGCUGGUCCCUCCAAGGUGGAGCCUUUGCUCUGUUCACAUUUACUGUUUUAUACCCUAGGGCAGAGCAACAUCACCGGUGGUACCUUGAGAAGUUUGAAGAUUAUCCAAAGUCUCGAAAAGUAAUAAUUCCAUUUUUGUAUUAAGUGUGCCAUCAAGCAGAUGAUCUUCAUGUGCAAGGCUCACUGCUCUUUCUCUGGGAGACUGUAUAAAUGAGCCAGAUCGCUGGAAUUUUCCUGUUUCUUGAUUGUUUUCAAGAUACACUCAGUGGAUUUUUUUUUUUUUUGCCUUAGUAAAAUUUGUAAGCUACCCAGUGAUAAACCCACCAAACUGAAAUACAGGUUGAAGGAUUAUGCCACAUAAGUGGUCAGGAAUUUCAAACCUUGGGAAUUUAGUACUGGUAAUUUCUUUUAUUUCUAGUUUGCCUGUUUUGCCUGUGGAUAGCAAAUUAUGUACAAGCACAGAAUUUGUAAGCUUUUUGUGCUUGCUUGUGUGUGUGUGGUACCAGGGAUUAAAUCCAGGCCCUUUGCACUGAGCUACACCCUGGCCUCUUUGAUUUCUUAUUCUGAGACCAGAUUUUGCUAAGUUGCCAGAGGCAGUAGGCACUGAUUUCAGCCAGCUCUCAGAAGAAGUGACCAGGGGAGGGUAUGUGCUCUAAAAAGAGCAAGCUGCCCCGUCUCCCUGCGAGGGACCCUCAGAUGGUUGCCAAAGGUGCAGCUCCUCUGUCUUCCAGCCUGGUUCUGGGCUCGCUACCUCUAAAUAUGCUCUGUGGUUGUAUUUUUUCCUUCCUUUGCAUAGAACUAGAAUUUUCUGAAACUCAGUUUUCUUAAACUCUUUACAGAGCAAAAUGGUGAAACAGUAUUGUAGAGACCAGCCUUCAAGGUUUCACAGUGGAGGCUGGACAGAAAAGUUAAAAAUCAACAGUCUGAUGCUUCAUUAAGACAAGAUGUGUUUGCUCAGCCCAUCACAUUUUACCCCGUUAGACUCAGCCUUGACCACAUCAGCCGCAACUGAGAGAUAGUCCGCCCUGACUCAGUCUGACUGCAUCCAUCAUCUGGACAGUCUGUACCAUCUCACCUUCAAGGACUCUGUCUUCAGUGACUGUCUAACCGAGAUAAAGUGGUCAAGGCCAGUCCAGCUGCCUCCUUAUUUUCUCCCCCUUUUUGAUAAAUAACCCCUCUGACUAACCUGCCUGGAACAAACAUGCGUGACAACAUACGACCUGAUUCAUAUAACCAGUUAUAUGACAGCCUGCUCUCAGCUCUUGUACUUCCUGAUUUUAACGUGUAUGUCUCUGUUUCACUCUCAGUCAGUGCUAGUUUUUUGGACUUGGUCCCACCACCCUACUAGCAUAAUAAACAAUUGCCUUACACCCCCUCAGUGCAGAGGGUCCUCCCUCUGGUUUGCUACUGGUUUUUCUGCAAUGUUUCUUGGUUUAGAAGACUGGGAAGACAUUGCUGACAGAUUUAGGUCACUGAUGUGGGCCUGCUGGCCGCUGCUGGAACCCUCUCCUUGAUCUGCAGAUGAGAAGGUAUGCCCUUCAAAUUUAAGCUGGGCAGUCGAGGAGGAAGCCCCAGUGUGACAGCAGAGACCUCUUCAGACCCCAGGUGGAGUUGAAACAAGAACAGAUUGGGUCCUCGCAUAAGUUAGGUCUCCCUGGGUCUUUUUCCUAGAGAGCCUGUCACCUGCUUACUGCCCUCCCCUCUGUCAAUGGCAGAGGACCUGAUCACUCCUUGGCAGCCUCGUCUGUCACUUCUUCCUGUUCCAGGUUCAGUGGCGUAAGCUACUGUUGUUGUUUGUUAGAUUUCCUCCCUGAAUCAGGGGCUGACAUGUUAACCUCUGUGUUCCUAUGCACAAGAGUGUGUGUGUGUGUGUAUGCACAAAAUAAAAUGCGUGAGUCCAAGGUCCCCUGGACUCAACGGGGGACUGGAAAAAGUAGUCUAAUUAGUCUUGAAGAGAAAACAAAAUCUUUCAAUGAAACCCUACCCAGCAUGUCUGUCAAGACCAAGCAGACAUAUGAGGCAGACUGGAUAACAGAGCAGUUCUUUGUAUGUGGACUCCUGUCUUUGCUGUCUUUGUAACGGAUGACCUUGUAAUGUAACUUCAGAUACAACAGGAUACUUCUUCCUUUGUUUUAUUAAUAAUAAUAUAAUAACUGGAAAUAAUAAUAUAGCUUGAAAAAUGUAAACUCGCUUAGCACCCCACAGUGUCACCUGACCCUCCAACCAUAUGCACCUCUUUAAAACCCUUGAAGCACCACCAACCAGGUAGAGUCCUGACUUAGGAGACAACACCUGAGGAGCCAGCUGGCCCAUGGCUGAGCUGUAAUGAAGACUCAAGGUCAAGAGACAGGCCCAGCUGUGCGUGCUAAGAUUGAUGGGAUGAAACGGGUUGUCUUUAAAUUUCAAAAGGGGCAAGACAGCCCAAGCUCUCCUCCCAGCUUUGGGAGCCCCAAUGCCAGCAUAUAUUUUCCUUUUAAUAAACUUUCCUCAACAUA